GAGAAGGGCGAGUGUCUCAAUAUCUAUCCAACCAAGCUAAUAUACUGUACCAAAACUACUGAACUACUACAAAUGUUUUGCUCUUCCUUGAAGAUACAAAGGUUCUCUCUAUAUAUAUAUAUAUAGUCUAAGCAUUUUGCACUUUGUUUUUCUAUUAACCAAACUUUGACAAUCGCCUAUGACAAUCAUCUUUUAUCUCUUCACCAUCUGCUUGUCAUGUCUCUAUGUGAACUCGGAUUCCAUCAGCCGUUCUGAUUUUCCAGAGGGCUUCAUUUUUGGAACUGCUUCUUCAGCUUAUCAGUUUGAAGGUGCAGUGGAUGAAGGAAACAAAGGAAUUAGUAUCUGGGAUACCUUCAUCAAGAGACCAGGAAGAAUACUGGACUUUAGCAAUGCGGACACAGCAGUGGAUCAAUAUCAUCGCUUCCAGAGUGACAUAGAGUUGAUGAAGAGAAUAGGAAUGGAUGCCUAUAGAUUUUCAAUAUCUUGGACACGAAUAUUUCCAAAUGGAACAGGGGAACCAAAUCCAGAAGGAAUCCAAUACUACAACAAUCUCAUAGAUGCCUUACUAGAAAAAGGAAUUCAACCGUAUGCAACACUGUUUCACUGGGAUCUACCACAAAUGCUUGAAGAUUCGUACGAGGGAUUUUUGAGCAAUCGUAUAAUACAUGAAUUUGAACGAUAUGCUAUUACUUGUUUCAAAGCAUUUGGGGAUAGAGUAAAGCAUUGGAUCACCUUUAACGAGCCUCACGGUUUUACAAUUCAAGGUUAUGACUCGGGGGUUCAAGCUCCAGGAAGGUGCUCUAUUCUUUUCCACGUUUUCUGCCGUAAAGGAAAAUCGUCUAUCGAGCCAUAUAUUGCAGCACAUAACAUUCUGUUGUCUCAUGCUGUUGCUUAUCAUGCUUACCACAAAAAGUUCAAGGCAAGUCAAGGAGGCAAAGUGGGGAUAGCAUUAGAUGCUAAAUGGUAUGAGCCACUUUCAGAUUGCGAAGAGGACAGAGCUGCAGCAAGUAGAGCAAUGGAUUUUGGACUUGGCUGGUUCCUUGAUCCACUUCUACUUGGGAAUUAUCCUCUUUCAAUGCAGAAGUUGGUGGCAGAAAGACUGCCUGAGAUCAAUCCAGAGGUGUCAAAACUACUGAAGGGGUCUUUGGAUUUUCUUGGCAUCAAUCACUAUACCACGUUAUAUGCUCGGAAUGAUAGAGCAAGGAUCAAGAAGCUUGUAUUGAAUGAUGCUUACUCUGACUCUGCUGUGAUAACUACCCCUUUCAGGCGUGGAGUCGCAAUUGGAGAAAAGGCUGCAUCUGGUUGGCUACGCGUUGUCCCCUGGGGCAUUCGGAAAUUAAUGAAUUACAUCAAAGAUAAAUAUGGAAACCCGUUGGUGAUUAUUACUGAAAAUGGUGUGGAUGAACCUAACAAAUCGCAUAUCGCAUUAAAUGAUGCUUUACAAGAUGACAGCAGAAUAAUUUACCACAGAGACUAUCUUUCAAAUCUCUCUGCUGCCAUAAGGAAAGACAACUGCAAUAUCAAAGGUUACUUUGUUUGGUCACUACUUGAUAACUGGGAAUGGAACUCAGGUUAUACUGUACGGUUUGGACUAUACUAUGUAGACUUCAAGAAUAAUCUCACAAGGAUACCAAAAUUCUCUGCUAAGUGGUUCAAAAGCAUGCUGACGUCAAAGAGAAACCUGAACAUAGAAUAAAGAAAUUUGCUUAGUUCGUUUGAAUACGCUGAUGACAGAAGCAAAGACAAUACUGUAAAAUUUGAUCAAUGUACAUUAGUAUCAUUUCUUGUACAUUUUAUGACAUAAGAUACCGUAAAAUUGGAUCUAUGUACAUUAGCUUUCAUAGCCUGUAAAUUUUGUACCAAUAAACAAAGAAUACAGGACUCAGUUGAAUGCAGUUGUUCAAUAAAAUACAAAAAAAAUUCAGAGGAACAUGAAGCAAUUGAUGUCUGUUCUCUUUUCUUUCUCCAGGUCCAGCUAUCCCUUUCUGUAGUUAAGGGUAUAGAGAAUGACAACAGGCUCUGCAGAUUUAUGUCGCAUAAUUUGCUCGAGUAGAUUUGAGAUUCCUACGAUCAAUGGUGGAUUAAGUAGAAGGAAGGGAGUUUAAGUAGAAGGAAGGGAGUUCACUGGACCCCUUCUAUCGCAAUUAUACUGCACAAAUAGGGUAAAAAUUAAUUUCUUUUUAUUAAAUGUAAGUUGUUGAAUCCCCUUGACAUGAAGAAAAAUUCUGAUGAAUUGGCAAAGGAGUUCAAAAUUUGCCAAGUUCAAAUCUCG
Molecule: messenger RNA, 2272 nt
Organism: Nicotiana attenuata
Lineage: Eukaryota; Viridiplantae; Streptophyta; Magnoliopsida; Solanales; Solanaceae
Product: putative beta-glucosidase 41
Exons: 13
Coding region: 179-1696 (505 amino acids)
Biological process (GO): carbohydrate metabolic process
Molecular function (GO): beta-glucosidase activity
Source: RefSeq, a predicted model, not a curated record